AUGGCAUCCUGGUUCCGCGGUAUCAAUGCGAAGAUUCGCUCUCGCCCUAUGCUGAGCUAUUUCUGCUCUACGCAUUUCUGGGGUCCCGUUUCGAACUUCGGUAUCCCCAUUGCAGCUGUAAUGGACACGCAGAAGAGUCCAGAGUUGAUCUCCGGCACCAUGACCGGUGCUUUGAUCAUCUACUCGGCAACCUUCAUGCGCUACGCCUUGGCCGUCUCUCCCAAGAACUACCUGCUCUUCGCCUGCCACUUCAUCAACGAGGGCUCGCAGCUUACGCAGGGUUACAGGUGGGCGCAGUACAACAAGUGGGGUGGUAGAGAAGAGGAGUUGAAGCUCAAGGCUGAGAGUGGGGUCAAGGGUGCUGUGGGCAAGGUUGAGGAAGAGGCAAGGGCGGCGCUUGAUAAGGCCAAGGAGAUUGCUGGGAAAUAA
Lachnellula hyalina is the source of this 429-nucleotide messenger RNA. It is a transcript of the gene MPC1, whose product is annotated as Mitochondrial pyruvate carrier. Gene Ontology annotation, biological process: pyruvate import into mitochondria. The transcript has 3 exons. Lineage: Eukaryota; Fungi; Ascomycota; Leotiomycetes; Helotiales; Lachnaceae. Gene Ontology annotation, cellular component: mitochondrial inner membrane. The record is from RefSeq and is a predicted model, not a curated record. The coding region runs from base 1 to 429 and encodes 142 amino acids.